AUGAAAACACAAACACCCGCAGAAAAUGAGGAUGAUGAUCAUGAUUUUAUUCCUUCAGAUGAGAGCGGUGAUUCAUGUGGUGAUGGAGAAACGGCCUCUACAUCAAAACAGCGACUGACAGCACAAACUCUUUCCUGCAUCACCUGUGGAAAGACAUUCAGUUCACAGAGACGUUUAGAGACACAUGAGAGAAAACACACAGAACAGAAACUCUUCACCUGCAGGAGAUGUAAGAUCAGCUUUCCUACCUUACAAGAGAAGAAACUUCAUUCACAAGAGCACAGAGACAAGAAACACUUUCCCUGUCAGCAGUGUGGGAAGAAUUUUGUCUCGUCUUCUAGUCUGAAAGCUCACAUGAGGACACACAGUGAUGAAAAGUCUUUCCACUGCAGUGAAUGUGACAAAUAUUUCAGCACCAAAGGAAAUCUUGUUGCUCAUCAGAGAAUUCACACGGGAGAAAAACCGUAUGCGUGUCCUCACUGUGAGAAGAGAUUCACUAAUCCAGGAAUUUUGAAGAAACAUGUGCGUGUCCACACCGAUGAGAGACCGUAUCAGUGCAGUGAAUGUGGAAAAACCUUUAGGGUUUUAGGUGCUUUACAAUCACACCAGAGAACUCACUCUGAGGAGAAACUCUAUCAAUGUUCACACUGUGAUAAACGUUUCCAUCAGAAAUCUAAUCUGGUAAUUCAUGAGAGAAUUCACACUGGAGAGAAACCUUACGUCUGCUCUCACUGUGGAAAGAGCUUUUCUGAUCCUUCUCGUUUCCGAGAUCAUCAGAGAAUUCACACUGGAGAGAGACCUCAUCUCUGCAGUGUUUGUGGGAAGAGUUUCAUUCAACAUGUUAAUUUACUAAAGCACCAGAGAAUUCAUUCAGGUGAAAGACCCUUCAAAUGUUCUCAGUGUGACAAGACGUUUGCUCGAUCAGAUGUCCUGAGAACCCAUGAGAGAGUUCACACUGGAGAGAAACCUUAUCACUGCUCCAUCUGUGGAGAGAGAUUUACUUAUUUAGGAAGUUUUCAGACUCAUCAGAAGAAACAUGCUGAAGAACAAACUUUACUGGAGUCAUCAUAACAUCUUUGGUCAUCUUUAUCUACAGCGUUUUUAAACUAGGAAUCAUUCUACUCACAGUUCAUCUGAAAUUUCCGAGGUCUUGUGAAAUGGGAUUUCCUACAAUCUGUAGACCUAAUUAUAUGUCAGGAGGUCUUCAAAUGUUCCUGUAGCUCAGUUGGACGAGCAUUAUUUUAGCAGAGCAAAAAUCUGUGGCUGUGAUUAUCUCAUUGCCCCUGACAAUAGAACAUGGCUCGGCUCUUCACUUGAAAAUGUUAGAUGUGGAGGAGGAAGAACUGUCAUAAUCGUAAAAGCAAAAACUUUCCCCAAUGUGUUUUCUAUUAAGGGUGUCCUAUUAAGACUUUAAUUCAACUUAAUUCCUCUUGUGUCAUUUAUAGGUCAAUGUGGACAUAAAAGGAAAAAAGUGUUUUCUGAUGUUCAAUUGAUGACGAAUAAGCAUGGAUGUAAAUAAUUGAUUUGAAUUCUGAAGGUUUUAAGCCGAAAACAUGUUGAGCGACUAAGAUGUUUUCAUAAUUUUGCUGAGUUUAUUACAUAAGUCUGCACAAUAAAAAACACGAUUUUUGAGAAUAUUUAUCUUGUUUUGGAGCUAAACUCUUCAUAUUGUAAUCCGCUGCCAUUGAACUUCUUCAACAUCAUAUUUCAAAGCACGCAAUCAAUCAACUAAACACUCGACUCCACCACAAACAUUUUGUGACCUUCCUAAUGAAACCUUGCAACUACAUUUUUGAUUCCUUGUUUUUUUCUUAAUAAAAUCAUUACUAUUGGUCACCCUUCACAUUUGUCUCUGGGUUUUGCAAAAAAAGUAUCAAAAUAGUUGAAAUGUUAUGAAAAAAUGUUUUUUUAUGUUUUUUUAUUCCCUGUAAACUGGCAGUUUAAAAGACUAAUUGAAAGCUGUUUGAAGACUGAGAUGUCUUCCAGAUCAAACGUAAAAACAUGAUGUCCACCCUGUUAUAGACAAAUACUUUACAAUAAAACAGACAAAUAAUAUUCUA
Molecule: messenger RNA, 2060 nt
Organism: Triplophysa dalaica
Lineage: Eukaryota; Metazoa; Chordata; Actinopteri; Cypriniformes; Nemacheilidae
Product: zinc finger protein 239-like
Exons: 2
Coding region: 1-1071 (356 amino acids)
Biological process (GO): regulation of transcription by RNA polymerase II
Cellular component (GO): nucleus
Molecular function (GO): RNA polymerase II cis-regulatory region sequence-specific DNA binding; DNA-binding transcription activator activity, RNA polymerase II-specific
Source: RefSeq, a predicted model, not a curated record